Messenger RNA from Lemur catta (Ring-tailed lemur), 2509 nucleotides. It is a transcript of the gene KCNN3, whose product is annotated as potassium calcium-activated channel subfamily N member 3. The record is from RefSeq and is a predicted model, not a curated record. Gene Ontology annotation, biological process: potassium ion transmembrane transport. Lineage: Eukaryota; Metazoa; Chordata; Mammalia; Primates; Lemuridae. The transcript has 8 exons. Gene Ontology annotation, cellular component: plasma membrane; neuron projection; neuronal cell body. Gene Ontology annotation, molecular function: calmodulin binding; small conductance calcium-activated potassium channel activity. Bases 320 to 2482 code for a protein of 720 amino acids.
CCAGCGAGGAGUGAAGCUGAGCCUGGCCUCGCACGCUCCUAGAGGACCACCUCCUGAGACAGAGUUCUUUCUCCCCCCUUCUGCUUUCUCCAAGCUCCCCUCCUGCCCUUCCUCCCUGCCCAAUACAAUGCAUUCUUGAGUGGCAGCGUCUGGACUCCAGGCAGCCCCAGAGAACCGAAGCAAGCCAAAGAGAGAGGACUGGAGCCAAGACACUCUGGUGGGGGAGCUUGGAUGCCUGGCUUUCUUUGAGGACAUCUUUGGAGCGAGGGUGGCUUUGGGGUGGGGGGUUGUGCUGCAGGGAAUACCGCCAGGCCCCAAGAUGGACACUUCUGGGCACUUCCAUGACUCGGGGGUGGGGGACCUGGAUGAAGACCCCAAGUGCCCCUGUCCAUCCUCUGGGGAUGAGCAGCAGCAGCAGCAGCAGCAGCCACCACCGCCGCCAGCGCCACCAGCAGCCCCCCAGCAGCCCCCGGGACCCUCGCUGCAGCCUCAGCCUCCGCAGCUUCAGCAGCAGCAGCAGCAACAGCCACCGCAUCCCCUGUCUCAGCUCGCCCAACUCCAGAGCCAGCCCGUCCACCCCGGCCUGCUGCACUCCUCUCCCACCGCUUUCAGGGGCCCCGCUUCAUCCAACUCCACCGCCAUCCUCCACCCUUCCUCCAGGCAAGGCAGCCAGCUCAAUCUCAAUGACCACUUGCUUGGCCACUCUCCAAGUUCCACAGCCACAAGUGGGCCUGGUGGAGGCAGCCGGCACCGGCAGGCCAGCCCCCUGGUGCACCGGCGGGACAGCAACCCCUUCACGGAGAUCGCCAUGAGCUCCUGCAAGUACAGCGGUGGGGUCAUGAAGCCCCUCAGCCGCCUCAGCGCCUCCCGGAGGAACCUCAUCGAGGCCGAGCCUGAGGGCCAACCCCUCCAGCUCUUCAGCCCCAGCAACCCCCCGGAGAUUGUCAUCUCCUCCCGGGAGGACAACCAUGCCCACCAGACCCUGCUCCAUCACCCCAACGCCACCCACAACCACCAGCAUGCCGGCACCACCGCCAGCAGCACCACCUUCCCCAAAGCCAACAAGCGGAAAAACCAAAACAUUGGCUAUAAGCUGGGACACAGGAGGGCCCUGUUUGAAAAGAGAAAGCGACUGAGUGACUAUGCUCUGAUUUUUGGGAUGUUUGGAAUUGUUGUUAUGGUGAUAGAGACCGAGCUCUCUUGGGGUUUGUACUCAAAGGAUUCCAUGUUUUCGUUGGCCCUGAAAUGCCUUAUCAGUCUGUCCACCCUCAUCCUUUUGGGUCUGAUCAUCGCCUACCACACACGUGAAGUCCAGCUCUUCGUGAUUGACAACGGCGCGGACGACUGGCGGAUAGCCAUGACCUACGAGCGCAUCCUCUACAUCAGCCUGGAGAUGCUGGUGUGCGCCAUCCACCCCAUUCCUGGCGAGUACAAGUUCUUCUGGACGGCGCGCCUGGCCUUCUCCUACACGCCGUCGCGGGCGGAGGCGGACGUGGACAUCAUCCUGUCCAUCCCCAUGUUCCUGCGCCUGUACCUGAUCGCGCGCGUCAUGCUGCUGCACAGCAAGCUCUUCACCGACGCCUCCUCCCGCAGCAUCGGGGCGCUCAACAAGAUCAACUUCAACACCCGCUUCGUCAUGAAGACACUCAUGACCAUCUGCCCCGGCACCGUGCUGCUGGUGUUCAGCAUCUCGCUGUGGAUCAUCGCUGCCUGGACCGUCCGCGUCUGUGAAAGGUACCAUGACCAGCAGGACGUAACUAGUAACUUUCUGGGUGCCAUGUGGCUUAUCUCCAUCACAUUCCUUUCCAUUGGUUAUGGGGACAUGGUGCCCCACACAUACUGUGGCAAAGGUGUCUGUCUCCUCACUGGCAUCAUGGGCGCAGGCUGCACUGCCCUCGUGGUGGCCGUGGUGGCCCGAAAGCUGGAACUCACCAAAGCGGAGAAGCACGUUCACAACUUCAUGAUGGACACUCAGCUCACCAAACGGAUCAAGAAUGCUGCAGCCAACGUCCUUCGGGAAACGUGGCUAAUCUAUAAACACACAAAGCUGCUAAAGAAGAUUGACCAUGCCAAAGUCAGGAAACACCAGAGGAAGUUCCUCCAAGCUAUCCACCAACUGAGGCGUGUCAAGAUGGAGCAGAGGAAGCUGAGUGACCAAGCCAACACCCUGGUGGACCUUUCCAAGAUGCAGAAUGUCAUGUACGACUUAAUCACGGAACUCAAUGAUCGGAGUGAAGACCUGGAGAAGCAGAUUGGCAGCCUGGAGUCCAAGCUGGAGCAUCUCACCGCCAGCUUCAACUCCCUGCCGCUGCUCAUCGCCGACACCCUGCGCCAGCAGCAACAGCAGCUCCUGUCUGCCAUCCUCGAGGCCCGGGGCGUCAGCGUGGCGGUGGGCACCACCCACACCCCGCACUCCGAUAGCCCGAUUGGGGUCAGCUCCACCUCCUUCCCGACCCCAUACACAAGUUCAAGCAGUUGCUAAAUAAAACUCCCCACUCCAGAAGCGUUA